AUAGUUUACGUUUCGACUGCUAUCUGUCAAGACUUUAUUGGGGAAUGGUUAUAACGUGUUUUAAAAUCGUGUAUAAGUUAAUUUUUGCCAAAUGCACCAAACGGCUCCUGUGUAAAAAAUACGGAUGUAAUGACUCGCCGUUUUGCGAUUAUGUCAAUCAUUUUUUAUAGCACUGUCGGGUAAGAUGGAUAUCGUUGGCACAUAAUAUCCCAUAUUUCCCAAUCAAAUUUUGGGAAAUAAAACGUUUUUGGAGUCGCGAGAAUACGGUAAUAUAAUUCUGUAAAUAUUCUUUGUAUACUGCCAAAUAAGAAGGAUUGAAAACAUACACCCUAACCUGGUAUAUGUUCGUAACGGUUUGUCAUCGAAUUAUAUGACAUAAACAACAAAACAUAACUAUACAGUUUUAUAAUAGUAUACGAAAAUAUCAUAGAUACCCUCUCGCUGUGUCAUUUUGUUUAUAUACGAAGUAGGCCGGAGAUUUAUGAGAACGGAAGCUGAAGUUUCGCUCUACAAAAGUUAGUGUACAUUGUACAGGAAACUAUAUACUCGUGAAAAAUAUAACUGAAAAGUGGUGUAUUUUAUAGGCCAGAUAACUGUAAUUUGGUAGUGAUAGUAGUUGUCUAUUACAUAAUGAAAGGCGCUGGUUUCGUCCAAUUAUUGGGCGUUGUAGCGACUGGAAUAUUGGUAUUCUACUGCAAAACAGCGUCCGCCCAGGCGCAAAAUUGCAGUACAUUUCCAGCGGCUCCGAAAGCAAAUGACUCCGUAGCAAACGCCGCUUAUUUGGACUUGAAUGUUACAUGCGGGGAAAACAAUAUUUUUGUCCGGCUAAGUCGUUGUGCCAUUCUCGGACUCGGAUAUUCUGGUAACGUGUCUCUCUUCAAUUCGACGAAUCAGAAAAUCAACCAUACUGAAUGUAUUCCUAUCGUAUCAGCGGAUAAAAGAUUCAUCAGUUUCAACUUCAGUUCUUCGUUUGGGACAUGUGCAAGCAAUAUUACGGUUACACCCAACAAUAUAAUAUACGUCUACAAACUAAGGAAUGCCGAAUUCUCUAUUGGGGCAAGUGCGGUGAUUAUUCGUCAGAUCGAAUUCCUGAGUCAAUUUUCAUGCUCGUAUCAAAGUCGUUAUGAUAUUUCUCUCGAAUCUGGCCUGGCCACAUCACGAAAGGCAAUUAACAUUACAGCUGGCAAAGUAUCUGGAACUUUCUCUCAAAUACUUGUGAUGUACAACGAUUCCACGUUCCUACACGCACUUACUGAUAACCAAACCAAGUCACUUACAUUUGUGGUACCGCAAUACAUCUACUUCGCUGUGGUGUCUAAUGCUGAUCCGUCGCAGUAUGUUAUGCAGGCAUCCGACUGUUGGGUGACAGAGACAAAUGAUGCCGCAUCGGCGACUAAAUACACACUGAUCAGCGGCGGGUGCCCAGUAAAAGAUUCAAUAUACAAGGAUGCGAACGUCGUAUUCAUGAACUACAAGUCCGUAAAGAUUCAAGCAGGUUUCCGAUCUUUUGUAUGGAGCAGUGGUGGUACAAGUUUGUUUCUGCACUGCACAAUAAACAUGUGCGAUCUUCGGCUAAGCAACAACUGUACAUCGGCGCCAACUUGUCCUGCUGCAAGACGACGCAGAUCUUCGCUGAUGGAAAAACCGGAUGCACUUUUGACAUACGGGCCAAUUCACGUGCAAAGGCAACCUACAGCAUGUGACCACAGCAACGGUGGAUGUUCACAUCACUGCACUGCCCUCAGAAAUGGCAGAGUUGAAUGUUCAUGUCCUCUUAAUUACGUAAUCAAUGCUGAUGGACUGACCUGCCGUGGUAAGAAUUUGACAUUCUUUUAGUCCAAUUGUAUGAAUGUAACUUGCUGUAUUCUCGCGUGGCUGGAAUAUAGACAGUCGUUAUACCACGGAUGUUGUAUCAUAGACCUCGUGCCAGUUUGCGAGUUACCGGCUGCCUUGCUCUUUUGGUAGACUAGGGGUAACGUAAUGCUUGUAGCUAAGUGUGUAUUGCCGAACGUAUUUAUGUAUAAUGUGCGUAAGAUCCUAGGUUUACUGAUGAGCUUGAAAAACGCAUAUGGUAGGGUGGGGGAAGAUGGGAC
Ciona intestinalis (vase tunicate) is the source of this 2093-nucleotide messenger RNA. Lineage: Eukaryota; Metazoa; Chordata; Ascidiacea; Phlebobranchia; Cionidae. The record is from RefSeq and is a predicted model, not a curated record.